AUGUCUACCACCUUUACCACCACCACCACCAUCACCAAGACGCCUGGCUUCGCGUAUGUGAACACGACACCGUUAUUGUUCUGCGUACCAGGCCAACCGGGGAACCCAAGAAUUUCUUGCAAAGGUAUCAACACCAUUGUACCAUGGCCCCGGGGCUCGCAGCUCCGCUAUUCGAUAAUAUCGCGAAAAGAGAGCAAGACACCAGAAUUUGUGAUCAAAAUCGUCAAAGAAGCUAUAGAUGAGUGGUUUACCGGACUUGGAAAAACGCUUGAAAUGAGAGAGGCACGCGCUGGCGAGCUUGCAGACAUUCGUAUAUCAUUUCGAAAUGACAUGCCAAGUUGGAGCUGCAUCGGCGCUGUGGCCGCUGGUAUCUCGUCAGAGGUGGAGCCCACGAUGAACUUCAACUUCGGCGGAUGGAAGAGCUCUAAGGCUGUUUAUUCGCAUGCCUCUAUCAAGAGGCUCGCCCUUCAUCUCUGUGGUCACGCUCUCGGACUACCCCAUGCCAAGCUGAAUCAGUGUCCGUUGCCAUGGAAGAAGGAUGAAGUGGAUCGGGAGUGCAAGUCUCCCAAUGCCGAACUGCUCACGGGCGCCGAAGGCUGUGACCAGCUACGGGAUCCCGAGUCAAUCAUGCAUUACGAUCUCCCUGCUCGCCUAACCAACGGCAACACCGACAUGCGACAGGGUGGCUGUUCCAUAGACCAAGAGGCUCGAAGUCUUGUGCAGUCUUUGUACCCAAAAGCUUCGGAAGCUUUCUUCCUUCAUUGCGAUACGUCCAACGCCUCGCUAUUCCCAGACUUCAAGCCGGGAGCAAAAAUGGCCAGCGCUCGACACUUCUUCGACACAUCUUGUACCGCCAACAUCGUGACUGGUAUCCGCAAGGUGGACAUGGGCGUUGAUGCCAACUUCCGCCUCAAAUCAGAAGUCUCCGACAUCAAUGAAGGCGUGGGUUACAAUAUCGACAUAGGAACGUGGCACGAGACACACCUGAACGCAGCCAUAUGCAACGUUCUUUCCUUUAAAUCGGCGGAUGAAAGAGUUCGGACUGGAAACGUGAGAUGGGACGGUCUGACUGGUGAAAACGAGCGCUGUCAACGCCAGACCUUUGCAAAACCGUUCAGCCAGACCCCGAGUGUCGUUGUCUUCAUCAGCUCGUUUGACACUGAUGAUAAGGAGUUUUUGCGUAUCGACGUGGCGUCCUCGGAUGUUGAUAGAAACGGGUUCACAGUGCAUCUGAAGACCUGGAAUGAUUCAAGGAUUUACAAUAUCACGGCCUCUUGGGUUGCCCACGAGCCAGAUGAGUGGUCCAUCCGCUCCGGCCCUCUCGACAUUGCGUUCGAUCAGCGUCGGACAAAGAGCGUGAAACUUACAAGAGACUACGUCUUUCCAAUGAAGGAGAAGCCUGCCUGCCUUUUCUAUGCGUUUUCACAUAUUGAUGUGAAGCCCGACAAAAAUCUCCAAGUAGAUCUGUACGCGACUUGUGACGAGAAAAGGGUGUCCGCAGAGUUCAACACGUGGGAUGAUGAGAAUGGUUUCUUUCAAUCGAGUUAG
This is a messenger RNA of Colletotrichum gloeosporioides, 1548 nucleotides long. RefSeq lists its product as uncharacterized. The transcript is spliced from 4 exons. Gene Ontology annotation, biological process: cell-cell adhesion; proteolysis. Gene Ontology annotation, molecular function: oligosaccharide binding; metalloendopeptidase activity; N-acetylgalactosamine binding. Gene Ontology annotation, cellular component: extracellular matrix; phagocytic vesicle; cell surface. The record is from RefSeq and is a predicted model, not a curated record. Lineage: Eukaryota; Fungi; Ascomycota; Sordariomycetes; Glomerellales; Glomerellaceae. The coding region runs from base 1 to 1548 and encodes 515 amino acids.